AUGCUAUCCUGGGUCUACCCUCUCCGAAUCGUCCAAGCACUCUUCGCCUUGGCAACCAUCGGCUUAAGCGCAUAUGUCAUCGGCACUCUCUACGAUUCAUGGUCCUUCUCCAACCUGAACUACUUUUUGCUCUUCAACGGCUGCUGGACCACCGUCGUCGCAGUCCCCUACCUCGGCCUCGCCCCACUCUGGUUCUCGCGCAUCUCUCAUGAACUCGUCAUUCCCUUCGUCGAAGUUGUUACCAUGCUGCUCUGGCUCAGCGGCUGGAUUGCCCUUUCGGCCAUGAUCCCCAAGCCCGGCGCCUGCAACUACCCCAGCUGCCACGGGCUGCAGGCACUGAUCGUUGUCGCAGCGGUUGAGUGGGCUCUUUUCGUCUUCACCAACUACUUCGCCCUUGUGGAUCUUAAGAACUCCCGACAGAACCACAAGAACCACCAUGCGCAGGACCAGCAACAGCAGCCUCCCGUCUCGGAGGUGACUGGUGCAUCGGAGGAAGUCUAA
Messenger RNA from Penicillium manginii, 501 nucleotides. Its product is annotated as MARVEL domain-containing protein. Gene Ontology annotation, cellular component: membrane. The transcript has 3 exons. The record is from RefSeq and is a predicted model, not a curated record. Lineage: Eukaryota; Fungi; Ascomycota; Eurotiomycetes; Eurotiales; Aspergillaceae. The coding region runs from base 1 to 501 and encodes 166 amino acids.